CAAGAAUUUGUGAAAAAUUGUAACAGAUAUUGGUUUGAUGGUGGUCAUUCACCUAAAUUUUUAAUCAAACUGUUUAAAGAUUUUACAGCUACGUUAGAGUCAGAAUUUUAUGAUGUCCAACUGAAUAAUUUUAGAAGAAAAUUAAAUGAAACCAAAAUGCAGCUGGUUAAUCCUGAUCAAGAUCUCCUUGCUACAUUUGAUUAUUCCCAGAAGUGUCUAGACAGCCUCGCCUUUUUCAAACAGAUAGACACAUCAUAUCAAUCUAUAAGUGAGCUUUAUGACAAAAUGAAUAAAUAUGAAGAAGCAUCAACAACAGCCCUCACUUAUUUAUUAACUUUUUCUUAUUUUGUGGAUGAUGUUGAUAGUUUAAAAGGGCAGAUAGCUCAAUUUAAGCAAUCCUUGAUGCUAGAUUUAUAUGGUAGUUUUAGUAGGGAAAAUUUGCAAGCUGUAAUGACACAGGUGAAUACAUUGAUAGAAGAAAUACAAGAUGUUGCUAGCUCAUUGUUUGAUAAAGGAGAUAUGUGCUCUCCUGAACUAAGAGACCUAAUAAAGCCGCAAGGAGAUGAUUUAUCAAGUACACAUAUCACUUUUAACUUUGAAGUGAUAGUAAAGAAAGAGGAUUGGAAACUUGAAGAAAAUGCCAAAUUUUACAUUGCCAUGGUAUUUCAUAUUCCACCACAUGGUAAACGUAUCUUGAAAUUAGAAUUUUGUCCUUCAAAUAUCCAACCAGAGUAUUCAGUAAUGUCAUGUGGAGUUGCUGUCAAUCGGAGCCUUCAUAAGUUGUACUAUAAGUACCUGUUAUUCCCUUAUUACAAGACACCAGUAGAACUAAUGUUCAUUAAGAAGCCACAAUAUGAAGAAGCUUCUUCCUGUUACAGAGUAUUGAACAUAUCUAUAAAUACAGAUAUCAAGGAAAAGGAUGUUUUUGAUAGUUGUAUUUAUCCCCAGAUACCUAAUAAGGAGCAAGGAAUGAUCAGCAAAUUCUUGCAUGGGGCAUCCUUAGAGUUACCGCCUGCUAUUUAUAAUAAUUUAGACUUCUGUGCUGAUGUUCAUUUACAAAAAGAAUACGAUAGUAUUGAGAAAUGUGAAAUUACAGAUGCUGUUGAAGUCUGCAAAAAGAUUCUAUCUGUGCAUCAUUGCUUAUCUAAAGCUAUCAAAGCUAACAUUAAAUCUACUAAUUAUAAAGAAAUGCCUUUUUACAAUUCAAAUGCUUCAGAGGUAAUUCGAAAUCAAUUGGAAUGCUUAUUAGCCAAUGUUGAAGAACGUGAUCAUCCUUUGAAGAUUUUGUCUGGGAUAGUAUUAUGUCGAUGUCUGAUGGAAAUAUCUCAAAAUAGACUGACAUCGAAAAUAAUUACUAGGCUGCUCUCAACAAUGGCAGUAAAGUAUGAUGAAGCUAAAUCUUGCUACUUGGAGUUUGACAUUGUUAAAAGUGCAGUAAAUAUUUCAAAAUUCUUCACUGAAUUUUUGCAAGAAUGCAUAUUAAAAGCUCAGUCACAAAGCUUUGCAUGUGUACUGAAAGUAUUGCCUCUUUAUUAUUGGUUUUGUCAAGAAUUCAACAGUUGUUCUUUCUUUCAACUUGAUUAUGAUGUUGACUCACUUUCUCAAAUGAUAGAAGGAAGUGAUGAUAAACGAAUAUUUCAUUUUUCAAUAAAGAGCAGUGACUUUAUUGAUGCAAUUACUCAUUUGGAGCCAGUUCAAAUUCAAAAAGAUCCCCUGCUUCAAAUUCAGUUGGUCAAAGCGUCAUCUGAACUUGGGCAUUACAGUUUUUUAAUCAAGUUUGUAGCUUUUCAAAUUAUACUUGUUGAUCUUGGGGUGAAGCUAAAGAGUAAAGAAUAUAGAUAUCAAGCAAAGGUUAAAGAAAUCACAGCAGUAUUAUCUAUGUUAUGGGACACAAAAGACAAUCUUAAGUAA
Molecule: messenger RNA, 1911 nt
Organism: Amphimedon queenslandica
Lineage: Eukaryota; Metazoa; Porifera; Demospongiae; Haplosclerida; Niphatidae
Exons: 11
Coding region: 157-1911 (584 amino acids)
Source: RefSeq, a predicted model, not a curated record